AUGGAAACUGGCUCGGCCCUCUAUGAUGUCAAGAAGGCCAUCGGUGGUGCCCGAACAGGUCUAGCGAAAAAGGCAGGUUAUACUAUUGUGCCGAAGAAGAGGAAAAAUACUAGCAAAAAGUCUAAAAAGAUGGAGAAGCUUUUUCGUGGAUGGGCGAAACAUAAGGUUACCAAGGAGGAAAUCGGUAGACAUGAGGUUCUCUUCGGUCCUUGA
Perkinsus marinus ATCC 50983 is the source of this 213-nucleotide messenger RNA. RefSeq lists its product as hypothetical. The record is from RefSeq and is a predicted model, not a curated record. Bases 1 to 213 code for a protein of 70 amino acids. The transcript is spliced from 3 exons. NCBI's taxonomy places the organism in Eukaryota, Perkinsozoa, Perkinsida, Perkinsidae.